AGGACAAGAGGAGACGAGCUGAUAGAUGCAUCGUCGGUGCGCCGCCUUCGCCACACAGUGCCUCGUUCUUUCCACACCACCGCUCUUUAUGACUUACACUAUUAUUUGACGCAUUACCGCUCGUCUCUCUCUCUCUCUCAUACCAACAGCUCUAAUUCCUCGCAGACUGUCUCACUCCGUCGACUCUGCAUUAGCCAUUCACCUCUCCCUCAAUGUAUAUAUAUUUAUAUAUCAACAACACAAUAGUCGAGCGCGGUGACCGUUUUCAUCUUCACUUUCAGCUUCUCUUUCGGUAUCUGUGUUUACAAUUGGGGUGCGUCAACACGUUCCGCGCCAGCUUUUCUCCGUCUGCGCGUUUCCUCUCCAGCGGCUGUCACUGCACCGUCUUUCCUCGCUUUGCCCUUGGCUUUUUUGUGUUUGUUUCUUCUGCUUCACCAUUCUCUUCCCGUUCUCUUUCCGCUUUUUUUAUAAAGAACUUUUUUCUGUCGUACUUCCAAAGGGCUCAGAUCUUUGCUGCAAACUUCUGUACUUUGUAGACGUACGGAGAGCAAGAAGGCCCUUCAAAGAAACAGCUUCCUUUGCCUCCUCACUUUUUGAUCUACAUGCGGUGGCGUGCGGUGGUCCGUUUGCUCCAGCACCCACGUACCCAGUUGAAGACCACGCUCUCUCCGAGUGCUCUCCGCUCAACUGCUCGUUCUGCCCAGCCUCCUCUCCUCCUUGACGGGUCCGCCUUUUCUCGUGUGUUGUUGUGCGUCGGGCGGUCUUUCGCUGUCGUGAUUUAUCCUCCUCUCUUUUGUGUUUCUCUGUCGCCGUACUCCUGUGGGAGUUCGUCUUUCAUCGUCUCUGUGUGUGUACUUGCUUUUCCUCAUUCACCGCAAUCCAUUUUUCAUAGUAAACGGUCUACAAGCUUUCUGUCCUUCCUUUUGCGCGCAUUCACGGAUUGCUUCCCCGAAAGAAAUCUUCUUUCUUUCUUUCUGAGCCCGUGCCUGGUGCCGAACGUUUCCCUCUCGCAAUUCCUUUUAUUUUAGUUUUCGAAACUUAAUAUUUGCACCGGUGCAGUCUCGCAAACGCCGUGCAGUGAGGGAACACACUGUUGUGUAGCAAUAGAGCUGCGCCGGGGCUGACGUUGGGCCGCUGCGUAUACCACGGCGGUUCGCAACGCGUAUACACCCGCUCGCACAACGUUGUGUUCCACGACCUCUUUUCUUUUUCCGGCUUUAUUUUGAAGGGUCUUUGUGGUUUUUCGUAGAAAUUGCGGUGAAGCUUUGUUUUUUUUUUUGGGGGAGGGGUAGUGUCGAAGGUCACCGCGCGUUCCGUAUUCCUGUCCUUCUUCCUUUUAUUUCCCUGUCCUCGUUGCAUCGACUUUUGUUAGCUCCUUCUCCGCUUCUAUCGGAACACGAUGGAGGAGCGCGAUGAAGUGCACGGUCUGCUUCAUCGUGCGGCGGCGGCCGCUUCCACAAACCCGAGACGGAGAGACAGCGCCGUGACGUGGAGUGCUACCUCCACGCUGGGCAGCUCGCCCUCUGCGGUGAGCACCGUGACCAUCGCACGUCACACCACGACAGCUUCGCCGCAUGACAGCGCCAAGAGUAAUAAAACAACGUCGUCCACGAUGGCGAACCGGCCGGAGGUCAUCGUCCCUCCUCCCACCAGCGUAUCGGCAGCUAUCAGUCUUUUAAACCAAAAAUACGAGUCAAGCGUGGAGCGGGGGAGCACGAGGCUGCCGAGGAGAACCAGCGCACGUCUCGAUCAGGGAGCGAGAGAGGAGAGCACCACCAGCAGCACUUCUACCCCGUCAAUGAGACCGGCAUCGUCGGUGCAGCAGGACCUCGCGCCGACGCCUGUCGCGGACCGCGCCGCUGAUGCGACCGCUGUUGCUGCUGCAGUGAUGUCGAUACCAGCAAGUGCGCCUGCGAGUUUCACCGGCCGCGCGCGACGCCACACCUAUCCAAAGCUUCUCAGCGGUGGAGAAGAAGACGGCAGCGGCCCAACCGCCAAAACAGCCGCAGAGGUGUCGGUGGACACGAAGCCGCGAAGCUUCUCUGUGCGCGACAAUAGCGUGAAAGCCGCUGAACCGGCGAAGGGCACGGGGUGGACGUCGCCGUCGCUGGCGCCGGAGAGGCGGCGAGCACUCCAGGACCCCCUCACAUUUCCCCCUAUCCUCGGCGUGAGUGACCACGCCCGCACGCCGACACCAACGGCGGACACGCCGAUCGAGGAGAAACAGCGCGUAAAGAUCUUGCCAGCUGAAGCAACGAAGGCGACGACGGCCACGACGGCCACGACCACGGCGGCGACCGCAGCAGAUCCGGAACAGUCCGUCAACGACAGCCGGCGAGAGACGCAGAGCGCACGAAAGGUGUUGAAGUUUGCGGAACUCAACUCCGUCUCGCUGCCCUCGUCGAGGGAGUCGCGCAGUGCUGCCGGCAUUUCGAGCAGCUGCGUUGCUUCCCGGCAGUCCUUGCCACCCCUCUCACCGCACGCGACGUGCGCGGAGUUGCCGCGCAUCACCGUCGCGGCCCGCUCGCAGCGGUCAUCUUCGCCGCCGCUGCUGGUGUCGGGGGAGGAGAAGGAGCAGGAAUCCAACGAUGCCGCAAGGGCGGUCGAGUCGACGGCGGAGCUAUCGACACCUUCUGCCCCGUCACUGCCAAGGUGUCAAAACGUCCGCCAAAGGAACAGCGUUGGAAAUGAAGAGGUGGAGGACCGCACCACUGGGGCUGUUGUGGAUGCAGCCGCCGCAGCGUCACCUCCUCAUCCAUUCCCCACGCUGGGCACUCACAUACCCCUCUCGUCAUCGCCGCCGCGGCAGCCGUCUUUCGCACCCCGUGCGCUGCAGCCGGGGCCGUGCACCGUCGCGGACGCGUCGGCGCCGGAGUACUACAUGGGUGUAAACUUCAGUCUAGCAGAGGGGACGGAGGCAUCGGUCGAGAAGGAAAGCGGUAACGCGACGCCAUUCAAGGUGUCGUCUCCUGCGAAGGACGUGAAGGACCAGCCGUUUGUCACACGGCCGUCGCUGUUGGGCGCUGAGGCGGCACCGGCGGCCCAACCCUCUCACAGGUCUGCGCGAGACGGGAGCAGAGUGGCUGCGCCCGUUACUCUCCCUGGUAUCCCCACCGCACCUUCCUCCCCCGCCUCGUCCUCGUCGUCUCCGCGGCGGGAGUCGGACGGGCGGAGGACCGCCAUGCGUGGAAGCAAAACCAGCAUGGCCUCCUUCUCGCUCUUUCCUCCGCCCCUCGUAGCACGCUCAGCGAGAUCUACCUCGUCCACCGCGCGGGCGUCGGCGGAGCUGACGCAGCCCUUUCGGCGCAGGCGGGCCCGACUUAGAGAAGAGAAAGCCACACGAGACGUGUCCACCAGUGCCUUUGAGGCGAAGUCGCGACGUUGGCGAAUCGCUUCUCCCGAGCGCGCACACCGUGCGAGAAGAGAAGGUAGCGACGCCCGGCAGUCGUCGGAUGCGCAGCGAAGCGACAAGCCGCUUUCCUCCUCCUCUUCCCAAGACGUUAUGGACUCCUACACCAAGCUGCUGUACUUGGGCUGGUCCUGCGUCUCUGGGGACGGCGCGAACAGCGCCGCAGUCGCGAAGGAUGGCCACGGCAGGGAGAAAAACAACGGUGAUGCGUUGAAAGAGGCGGAGGACGACUCUGUGAAAGUGGACGGCCUCGCAAGCGACACCGAAGGCCACGGCGCUCGUGGCCGAGGCAGCGUGGGGGAGCCGAGUUUCGAGAACUCGCGCAGCGUGGUGGAACUGACAAGCAUCGUGGCGAGUGCGCCAUUGAGCAACAGCGGGGACAACGAUGAUGGUGGUGAUGAUGAGGAUGAAUACGGUGGUAGUGGUCACAGUACGACUUCUCCAGUGAGGCACAACCACACGUGGCGGGACCACGCCACCACCUUCGCCCCUUCGCCUGCCGUCGCGACGCUGCCGCUAAGAAAGCCACAACAGAAGCGGCACGAGCGUCGGGUGUUCCUUGCCAGCUCCGACGGCGACGGCGUGCCGCAACGGGACCCCGCGAUGGGACACUCUUCGCCUCGUGUGAUGACCAGCGUGGCAGCCGAGAAGUCCAUUAACAGCAGUGCGAGUUUCUCUGCGUACUACACCGCGGCAACAGCUUCGACUGAUUCGUCUCCGCGGUCUCGACUUGGUGAGGUGAGCGCGGAAGUGGCGGCUGGGUUGCGCCAACCUCAGCAGCAGCAUCAGCAGCAGCAGCGCCGCUAUCCUAGCUUCCCGUCGCCGCACGACAGCGAUAGCGUUGCGCUGUCUUUUCUCGAGAGAAGUGUCUCAGAUGUGGCGAGUGCGUCCGACAGAAGCGACGCCGCGGAGGCGCCAGAGGAUGACGCCCACCAGGCCAACUCUUUUUCUAUCGGGAGCGACUUCGCCGACUUCGAACAGGCGGCGCUCGAUCGUUGCAACUACGAGUCGCUCUGGAGCUGCUCGGGAUCUGACUCAGAGGAGAGCAGCGGUCACAGCAACGAUGGCCGCAGCGCUGACGAGGGCGAGACGAAAACGAUUCUGAAGGCAGCGCACGAGAGCGAAUCAGCCGGCGAAGGCGCGCUCGCCGACUCGGAUGAGGGGCGCCGCCGUCGCCUCCUCCCCGUCAGCAACUUCCGCCACUACUACAUCCCGGAAGGCUACAUCACGGAGAGUCGCAUCAGCGCCACCUACAAGGUGCGAGAGCGGUGUACACGCCGCCACUUCGCGGCGACGUUUGUGCUGCACGAUCCCGGCGACUGCGGUGACGCAGCGGUAGAGGCGGCGGGCACGACGCCGCCGCAGCCGUCGCAGCUCAUGUCGCUCGAUCUCCUACGCUUCUGCGCGAUGUCGCUGCUGCUGCAGCAUCCGAACCUGAUCCAAACCUUCGACGUCUUCUACCGCACGGCGCAGGACGCGGAGCAGCUGCACAACCUCGUGCACGCCUGCACCGGCGCGGGCGGGGACGCGGUGCUGACGUGGACGCCGCAGAUUGAGAAGCCGUCGCGGCACGUCCGGUCUCGCCCGACGGUGUCGUUACGGCUGCCCGCCGUCCCGGUCGCUGCGUCGGUGGCGUCGCCACAGCGCUCCACCACUUCCGCCGUGUCGGUGGUCCCACCCGGCAGCGUUGCCCGCCGCAGCAGCUCCCUGCACAGCGUGGAGGAGAGCCACCGAAGCCGCGAGUCGCCGCAGGCAAGGAAGUCAAGGAAGAAACGCGAGGGCGAAGAAAGGGCGAAGAAAUGCCGCAGCCCGACGACGCCGAAGAGCGCCGGGCAGUACGGCAGCGGUCACCGCCUUCUUCGUCUGCUUCCCUCUCUAUUCGGCAGCGGUUGUGGCAGCAGCGAAAACAGUAGUAAGUCCACCUCCCCUUCCAAAGGGAAUGCUUGUCGAGGCAACUCGGCGAAGAAGGAGGAGGGAGACGGCACUGUCAAAGGCAACUCGAGCAGCGGCACCGUCCCGGGCUUUCAGUGGCCCGCUGAGGUCGCAGCCGAGCUCGCCAGUCGGGAGCGCCGUGUCGCCGAACUGCGUGGAAGUCGCACGAGCGAAGGCCGCGCGAAGGCCGCAGAGCGCCGCGCGCGAAUCGAGCGCUUGGCCAUCCUUUUAGUGAGUGGUCGGGUGGUGACGGUGCUGAUCUCAGAGUUGGUGCAGGACGACGACACCGUGCAGGCCCCCGCGUCGCUCUGGGAGGCGGCGCAGCGCGGUCGGGGUCUGCCGGAGACGCAGCUGAUGGCGGUGACGCGCGGCAUUGCAGAUGCCCUCCACUAUUUGCACUCCUUCCGCGCACCGUGCCUCGCCAUUGUCCACGGCGCGGUGGAGCCGUGUAACGUCGUGUUGGACACAAACGGCGUGGUGAAGCUCGUGAACUACGCUAGCAUGCACUGGUGCCUCUUCGAGGGCGAGGGGGGGAAGUCGCCCGGGAAGAACCGCAAUAGCGCGACGCGUGGGCGGUCGAACGCACAGGACCUGCAGCAACUGCUGAAGGGCUCGUCGCACGCCUCGCGCAUGCAGGAGACGGCGGCGGACAUGUAUGGCCUAGGCCGCUCGCUCUUGACGCUCUCCUCCGGUAUUCCCCUUAGCUCCGUGGGGCGUCUCUUCGUCACCAACGCCUUUCUGGUCUCUAACCCGUCUCUGCAGUCGCUGCUGCGCGGUUUGCUGGCGGAGAAGCCCGCGGCGCGCAUGACAGCCGAGGCGGUGCUGCGCCAUCCUUUUGUGUCGUCCCUCGCCUCGUCACCGCCGUCGUCGGGCAGCGUGCAGAAGUUGUGA
Messenger RNA from Leptomonas pyrrhocoris, 6232 nucleotides. RefSeq lists its product as hypothetical. Gene Ontology annotation, biological process: protein phosphorylation. The record is from RefSeq and is a predicted model, not a curated record. The transcript has a single exon. Gene Ontology annotation, molecular function: protein kinase activity; ATP binding. Lineage: Eukaryota; Euglenozoa; Kinetoplastea; Trypanosomatida; Trypanosomatidae. The coding region runs from base 1799 to 6232 and encodes 1477 amino acids.